Messenger RNA from Triticum dicoccoides, 840 nucleotides. RefSeq lists its product as uncharacterized. Lineage: Eukaryota; Viridiplantae; Streptophyta; Magnoliopsida; Poales; Poaceae. Gene Ontology annotation, biological process: DNA-templated transcription termination. The coding region runs from base 102 to 584 and encodes 160 amino acids. The transcript has 3 exons. The record is from RefSeq and is a predicted model, not a curated record.
AGAGGAUAGAGCACUCAGAGAGUAAGAGCAUACUGUCACUCCAUUAGAGGGCAGCAAGGAGGUCAGCUUCGGUUCUUUGGCAGAGGAAGAAGAGAGGAGAAAUGGGAGGAAUUCUCAUGCAGCAUCACCAAAUCUCUCUCAGUCCUCUGCGAAAAACGGCCUUCCCCGGAUCAUUUGCUCUCCAAAGAGAUAUUGCUCUCCAUCGCGUUCCACGGCGGGGUUCUCUGCCGUGCUCAUCUUCCCUGACGGUCAGAGCAGAAGCCAACGGGUCCUCCACUUCAAGAAUUGCGGUCAAGAAGCACAGCAAAGAAGAGCUCAUAGAGUUCUUCGGGGCCAUCCAGGCCGCCAUUGCCAGGGACUCUCCCAAGCCGCCCGGGAGGACGAGGAAGCCGUCGUCGCCGGCUGGCACGUUCGAAGAAGCCGGCACGAAGAUGAAACCACACGAGGGACUGGGGCAAGAUGGGCAGCCAAAUUUCGAGGGCAUGACGGUGCCCGAGCUGAGGGACUUGGCGAGGGUGAGGGGGAUGAGAGGUUACUCCAAGCUGAAGAAAGGGGAGCUGAUUGAUCGUCUGAGGGGUGCUUGAUCGUCUGAUAAUUAACAAGGCUUCCUCUCCGAAACAGGAACAGGCAGACGCCAGUGCUGCCUGUUUGACCGAAUUGAUGCGGCUUAUAAUCGACUUUUCGUCUGUUGUUUCCUUUGUUAGGAAUCUUCGAAAGAGGAAGAAGCUCUGCAGUUCGAUUGAAGUUAUGUAGGAGUAUAAUGUUGGUUAAUCAGCGGAUGUUGUCUUUGGAGGCCGAGCUCCAUGGAGCUCGGUUUUGAAAAUUUUGAAUUUUGUCGAA